AUGAAUACAAAUGGAUUGCUGUUCAGCAAGAAUUUCGCAGGAAACCGUACCACCUCAUACACUUACCGCGUUGUAAAAGUUCAAUGCAUUGGUGCACCAUACAAACAUACACGCUUAAACCAUUGCAAAUUAGAAAUAUUUCCGAAUGCAACCACUGGUGUCAACAUUUCAAUUACCGUACCGAUGAUUUUGAAUUACGUUGAGAUCUCUGUUCAGUUAUUCUACAAAUAUAACAGUUACAGGCCGUUCAUGAUCGACUGGAGCAUAGAAUAUUGUCAAGCUUUUCGUAGUGAAAGGAACAUUCCUUCAACCGCACUUUUAUUGAAAGUGAUUGCCGUAACUUUAUCAGACUUCUAUUACCAAUGUCCACAUGGGAACCGAACGUACUACGACGUGUGGAUGUUGGACACAAAACUCAUUCCCCCAACUAUCCCUUCUGGUGAUUAUCGUUUGGACAUUUCCUUAAAAGAUUCUUCCAAUAUACCCUUAAUAAGAGCACAAAUAUUCGGCGCUGUACGUAAGCAUGGUAUUUUUGGCUAA
This is a messenger RNA of Anopheles nili, 540 nucleotides long. RefSeq lists its product as uncharacterized. Bases 1 to 540 code for a protein of 179 amino acids. Lineage: Eukaryota; Metazoa; Arthropoda; Insecta; Diptera; Culicidae. The record is from RefSeq and is a predicted model, not a curated record. The transcript has 3 exons.